Molecule: messenger RNA, 787 nt
Organism: Cylicocyclus nassatus
Lineage: Eukaryota; Metazoa; Nematoda; Chromadorea; Rhabditida; Strongylidae
Source: the annotation of a GenBank genome assembly
AGUAAUAUGAGUGACGAAGAAGAUCGUACGUGUUACGUCUGUAACUUCUCACAUGAAGUAACGAGUGAUUUGUUAGAGGAGCUGUUUACACAGGUUGGUCCACUUGAAAAAGUGUCGCUUACUGAGAAGAAUGGACAUCGAUUUGCUAUGGUUUUGUUUGAAGAUGAUGUAAGCGUUCCAUUUGCAGUGGAAACUUUAGAUGGAAUCCAUAUGUUUGGUAUUCCGUUGACGGUAAAACCUAGAAGUGGAUCGAAACACGAUAAGAGGAGAUCGUUUGAUUCUAAGCGCCGAGACACUUAUCUGCCUCACUCUUCUUCUUAUCCGGAAAGCCAUAAAAGGGACUACAAUGGACGAAUUACCAGUUACGAAGAGCGUCAUGACAACCAUUAUCGAGGCUCCCCUUAUACGCCAUCAAUGGCACUGCCCACUCCACCUCCUCCUCCUCCGCCGCCGCCUCUUCCUCUUUCAGACCCUUAUCCAAGCCUAAAAAUACGUCCAGUUGCUCGAUCUGAUUCAUCUACGCCCAAAUCAAGUUUUAAAGGAAGACCAGGAAAUGAUCAGAGGAGGACUUUUCCAACAAAGCCGUCCGAUACAAGGAUAUUUGAAGCCGAAAUGAAUGGUCGUGAAAGAUGGCAUCCUCAUCGCGGCGGCAGAGAUGAUCGUUUCAAAUACCGGAAUUCAAGUUUUACGAGCCGCUCAGGUAGCAGCUCAAGUCUUGAUUAUAGGCGGUAUUGAUCAGUUCUCGAAACCAUUAUGUCUCUCCAUUCAUCGAUUUUGUAUCACUUGC